AUGGUUGAAAGCCCACAUGCUGAGCUGGACUCCUUUAGAGGGCCUCAGCGCAUGAGCAGCGUCCUAGCUGCUCCUGGGCCAGACAGGAAAUCUGGUAGAGUCGUGGAAAUUGAGGAGGAUUACGGCAGCUACAAAUGUAUCGCGAAAAAUUCACGUGGAGAGACGGACGGCACCAUCCGGCUGUACAAGUCCCUGCCGCCGAGCACCAGCCCCAGUCCGUCCACCACGGAGUUGCCGAAGAAAGAUUGGGAGCUGAUGGCUGAAAUAAAUAAUUCUGUUUACGGAAACCCAAGCUCCUUGACGAUUCACAAUGAAAGGAACACGAAAAAUGGUAAUAAAUUCCAGUCGAGCCUCAGCGAAAUCGGGAAGUCGGAGCAAAAAUCGAGCGACCCAGAUAGAAAACGGAAUUACAAUUGGCCCCCAGACAGCGACUCAUCCGCCGCCAUCACAACGACAGGAGUGCUGCUGAUAAUAGCAAUGGUCCUGGUGUCGAUCACACGAUAAGCGGAACCGGAAACGAAACGCCUUCGACGUCGCUCGACCUGUAAUUACGGACUCGAUUAAAAGCAAACUGAGAAACCGAACGAAGUUAGACACGACACGUUACGCACAGACGUGUACGCAGAGGAAAGUACACAGCUCACAAGAUGUCCUCCCACAAACACAAACACACACAAACAUAAAACACAAAACACGAUAACAGAAAAUUGACUGAGUAGUUAGUGUCGUAUUAAAGAAACCAAAAAAAGAAGAGAGGAAACGUAAGGGGGAUAAAUAAAAUAAUAAUAAUUACGCGUGCCAAGUCAGUGUAGCGCAGUGUCCAAGAAGACGAACGAAUAGAGAAAAUUGAGAAUUUCUACGGAGCAACGAGCAUGCACGGGACGUGGAGGACGUGGAAAGGGUCAAAUCACAAAGUGCAACGACUAUCGCUUUCAGUGUAACAUAUUGUAUAACGCCGUAACGUCGCGACAGAGACCGCGCCGACGGUCUCCGGUUUAACCGCCAAUCGAACCUGUGCGCGCGCCGAACGCUUUACGCCGAUUCUGCCCGUGUGUCGCUUCCUUCUGGCUCGAGCACGUGGGUCUUUCGAGGACUUGUUCAAUUCGAUCGUUGACGGGGUCGAGUCGGUUCGGUGAAACCGAAACGAGAGUACGUGGGCUAUUGUGGCUCGUUUGGAUGGAUUUGGUUGGUGGUUUGGUUGGAGACGUUGUUUGUUGAUUGGAAUUGGAUUUAUUUGGUACUUAGUUUCUAUUCGGAAUUGUUUGUUAAUUGAUUUCAAUUCGGAAUUGUUUGUUAAUUGAUUUCAAUGCAGAAUUGUUUGUUAAUUGAUUUCAAUUCGUAAUUGUUUGUUAACUGAUUUAAAUUCGCAAUUGUUUAGUACUUGAUUUCAAGUAGUAAUUGUUUAUUACUUGGUUUCAAUUCGUAAUUGUUUGUUACUUAAUUUCAAUUCAUAAUUGUCUAUUACUUGAUCCAAAUGGAUUUAUUUAUUAUUUGAUUUCGAUGGAUUUAUUGAUUACUUGAUUUCAACGGAUUUAUUAAUAACAUAAUUUAAACAGAUUUAUUUAUUAAAUACACAGUAACGCUCGCUGAAUCCAUUUGCUGGCAAUCAGAGACAUAUAUAUAAUGCUUAUAGAAAGAGAAACGUUCAGUCUUGCCAACUCGAGUAUCUUAGUUGUAUUUGAAAUGCAUCUUAAUAUAAAUUAAAAGAAAUUCAAAAUACAAAUGAAGUCGCAGAUUUUAUGAUAGCAGCGAAUGGGUUACUAUAAGGUUUGUCACUGUUAUAAAAGAGUAAGCAAUAUUAAAUGGAAUGCCUAAAAUUCUGGUGGCAAUGAACGUGUUAAAUUCCACAAUUUCGGGUUGCAACAGUGGAAUAUAACGCAGCAGAAAAAGCAGGAGGAGCUAUUUGUUUCCAGGAAUUGACUCGAGCACAGCCUGACAAAGGCAGCGAGUGCAUACAGUGAGUGGAAGCGAGAUAGACAGUCCGUCGUGCGCCGAGGAUCGAGGCGCGGGACCUUAAAGCCACGUCGCAAGUGUCAAACGUAAAUAUGCAGUGAAAAAAUGUCUAUUUCAGGAAUUUUAAUGUUACCUUCUCAAGCGUAGUGUCAGUGGAUUGUUGAGAUAGUCCCGAUUAAAAUGAGCCCAAACACGGUGGGAAUCGGACUACUUUGACAAAUUCAAUGUAAUUUUCGAAACUAAAGGCUGGUUUUCAUGAAAUUGAUGAAACUAGACCGAUUUAUGUCGUGUUUGGACUUAUUUUAACGGGCAGAAUCUCGACAUUCCAUUGGUACUGUGAUUGAGAAGGUAAGAUCAACAUUAUUGCAACUGAAAUUUUCUUCAUUGCAUGUUUACUCAGUGCUCGACCGAUUGCGUCAUUUCUGCUCAUUGUAUUCUUUCCCUGUGCCUGGCUUGGGAUUUAAGAGAGCAUCGCUGUAUGUAUUAAACUUACAAAUUCAAUUUAUUUAUUUAGAUUAAAUGUUCAUUUGAUAUUUAAAAGAGUAGCUAGCGUGAAGUUUCAAUUCAAUGCUUUGCUUAUUGAUUAUUUAACAGCAACGUGGGAGACAGACGCCCAGUCGCUCGUCAUACAUACUAUUAUUGUUUAUUCUGUCGCGCAAUUGAAGGUGUAAAUGGAGUUUUCUGGGACAAAAGGAAAUACGUUAAAGGAAAUAAUCGUGUUCCUUAAAAAAUAUUCCUUUCAUAUAUUUCAUUAAAAAUAACGACAACGAAUAUUCAGGAAGAUAAAUUCCAAUCUUGUUUACUGUGUGGUCAACAUACAAUGGUAGAAUUAAUAUUUUCCUUAAAAUUAUUUUGAAAUUAUUAUCAGGUUCAUCUACAGGGUGUCCCAUUUUAAUUUUGCAUGUUGGAACAUAUGGAAGAUAUAGAAAAAUAUUUUGCAUGAAUGUUAUGAAUUAUAAAAAUACAAUUUUAUUUUUUCACCACAAUUAGCGAACCUCUAAUUAAUAAACCUCUUAUUAGAGUUACUUUAAAGAUAUUAAAAAAUAUAAACUAAUGUCACAUGAAAAGGAAUAUUAAACUUUUUCAAUGAAUAUUCAUUUUACCUUUUUGCAAUAAAAAACAUGAAGGAUCUAAUUAAGGAAUAGCUUCGUUAACAGACGUGCAAUCUUCCUGGGAUUCCGCGUGAAAAAUUCGAAGUCAAUUAGUCGAAUAUAGCUCGAGUUUGCAGAGUUACCGUAGAAAGGGAAGUAAUCUUAAGAAAUAUAUGUUGAACUUUUUCCCGAGCCACUGAGCUAUAUAGAUCGUUUUCUUCAAAAUGAUGAAACUCAGUUUUUCGAGCUUGCUUUAUAAUAUUUCAAAACUAUCAAUCUACAAAUAUUGAAAAGAAAAUAUUGAUUUCUUGAAGUCUGCAUAUUACUGUAUUUUUUUCAUACAAUAAAAAUUCUGUUGGAUAUUGUAAAAAAUUAAAAAAAAAUAUUGUUAAUAAAUUUACCUAUGUAUCAAUAGAUCAAAAGACAAAAAAAAUAAGCAGUGUUCUAAAAAUAUUUUUUUUUAAUUUUUUACAAUAUCCAACAUAUAUUCCUGAUAAAAUAAAUUUAUAUUAACAUAAGCAAUCAAGGGAUUCUACGUUAAUUAUUUUGAAGUAUGGAGUCAGUGCUCAUUGCAAGAAUAAUGACUCGAUUCAUUUCAAGCCUAGUAAAAUAUAUAAAACCCAAUUACAUAACCAUCUCGCACUCUAUACGUGUACACUGUGUAAUUCAUAUCCUGGAGAUACGUCAGGUUUGAAAUUUAAUAUCUUGAGAAACAUUAAGGUAUGAAGCAAAAGUAUACUGUGCUUUUAAACAGUUUUAAUUUCAAGUAUAUACGUACAAGAGUAUGAUUAAGAAGUACACACGUAUUUUCUUAAAAAAUCAUUUGUAGUAAGAAUUUUAUUUAUAUUCAGUUUUAAAAAAAUAAAAUAAUUAUCUUAUGUUUUUUGUUUUAAAUGUUCCUUAGAGAACAGUUGAUAGAAAGCAGUCUAAAUAAUUUUUAAUAUUAAUAAUAUAAAUUCUAAAUGUAAUGUAAUAAAUAUAAUAAAAUUUAUUAUAUUAUAUUAUAUCAUGUUAUAUUAUAUUAUAUUAUAUUAUAUCAUAUUAUA
Messenger RNA from Nomia melanderi (Alkali bee), 4090 nucleotides. NCBI's taxonomy places the organism in Eukaryota, Metazoa, Arthropoda, Insecta, Hymenoptera, Halictidae. The record is from RefSeq and is a predicted model, not a curated record.